AUGUCGGAUAUGCCUGCAUCGGCCCUGCUGGGCAUGCUGGUUCCCAAGCUGCCUUACCUGCUGAAGACUGCUUUUCUGAAUGCAUUUUCCAUGUCACCAAACUCGUCGAAAUGGGAUCUCAAGACAGAACUGAUCAUCGCCCUCCUCCGCUCAGAGUUAUCUAAAGUGCCUCCACCUACAAUCACCGAGCAGCAGAACAACACCACCAAGAUUCCCGAAGUCAAAGGACCGAUGUGGGUCAGCAAAGUCACCAUGUCCGCCCCGCCAGAGGACGACAUACGGCAAAAGCUAUUGCAAGCAAUCGACGACAUGAAGAGAGGCAACGAGCAAUACACCAUCCCCUCCCUCAACUCCGUCGAAGGCGAGUGGCACGGGCACCGCGCCGACGCCGCCAAGGACACGCCGGAACCGGCCGGCCUCAGCGAGGCGGACAAGUACACGCGCAUGAUGAAAGAAGCCGGCUCGGACGCCGUCGUUCUCUACUUCCACGGCGGCGCCUACUACCUCAUGGACGCGGCCUCGCAGCGGCCGUUCACGGCGCGCUACGCACAAAUGCUACCAGGAGGCGGGGGGCGCACCUUCGCCGUCCGCUACCGCCUCGCGCCGCAGCACGCGUUCCCGGCGGCCCUGCUCGACGCCCUCGUCGCCUACCUCUCGCUGCUGCACCCGCCGCCGGGGGCGUACCACGCGCCCGUGCCCGCCGAGCGCAUCGUCUUGGCCGGCGACUCGGCCGGCGGCAACCUCGCCCUCGUCCUCAUGCAGACGCUGCUGCAGUGGCGCCGCAGCGGCGCGUCGUCGUCGCUGAUGUGGCACGGCAAGGAGGUCGACGUCCCGCUGCCCGGCGCGAUGACUCUCGCCAGCCCCUGGGCCGACCUCACCCGCAGCCUGCCCUCGCAGAGCGCCAACCAGCGCUACGACUACCUCCCCGGCGCGGAGUGGCGCGGCUCGGUCUACCCGCCGUGUCCAGCCUGGCCCGUCGACCCGCCGCGCGCGCACCUGUACGCCGAGGCGUCGAUGCUGCUGCAUCCGCUGGGCAGCCCGUGCGUGCCGGGCGCGGCGUGGAAGGACUGCCCGCCGACGCUGUUCAUGGUGGGCGAAGAGAUGAUGGCGGAUGAGAGCAAGGUCGUUGCGGCGAGGAUGGUUGGGCAGGGGGUGAGCGUGGGCUGGAUGCAGUUCGAGGCUAUGCCGCAUUGCUUUGGGUUGGUGAUGGAGGACUGCGAGGCGGCCCGGGUCAUGAGGGAGGGGUGGAAGGAGUGGGUGAAGCGGGCGUUGGAGAAGGGAGAUCAGUUGGAGAAUCAGGGGAAUUUCUUUGCGGCGAAGAGUUGUGCGGCGAAAAGGGUGGAUGUGGGAAGGUUGGGGGAGGGACUGAACGAUGAGAAGGUUCUGGAGUUAAUGAAGGAGGCGCAGGAGACGUUGAUGGCAGAAGGAGGGAAAGACGAUAAGAAAGUGCAGGAGACUCCCGUGGUGUAG
This is a messenger RNA of Lasiodiplodia theobromae, 1470 nucleotides long. RefSeq names its product Lipase esterase. The record is from RefSeq and is a predicted model, not a curated record. The transcript has a single exon. Lineage: Eukaryota; Fungi; Ascomycota; Dothideomycetes; Botryosphaeriales; Botryosphaeriaceae. Bases 1 to 1470 code for a protein of 489 amino acids. Gene Ontology annotation, molecular function: hydrolase activity.